CAGCCAGCAGCAAGUGAUCAAUCAGUACUCUCGGCCGGGCGGGCAUCGAUGACAACCUGCUCCGGCGACUACCGCGGCAAGGCCAUCGUCUCCGCCUCCCGCGUCGGCAACUUCCUCGAGCAGUCCGGCAACUGCCCGUACUCCAACGGGGAUCUCUACGAGUUGGCGUGGAAAGGAGGAGGCAUCACCAUCUCAUCAUGUUUGCGUAGGCCUGAGGUGUUGCAUGUGCCACCUUCCGAGGACGAAAUGGCGACAUGGCUCUACCCGAUUAUCACAGGUGGUGGUCAAGAUCGUGUUGGUGACGACGACGAUGUUGCCGAGCAGAGGUCGGAUAAUUGGGUGAUAACAUCGGAGGGCUCGAACAAGCUGUUGAAGGAGAAGAGCGGGAAGACAGUGAAACAUAACAUGGCAACGGACACAACAAGCGACUCCACCGCAAGGAGGACGGCCAGCGGAGGAACACAGAGCCAAACAGAAAAGAGACGAAGGUCCAAGAUAAAUAAGAGCUUAAAGACCCUGCAACAUCUCGUUCCAGGAUGCGACGACAAGCGGUGUAGCCAAGCCUCGACGCUAGACCUGACCAUCCGGUACAUCAAGUCACUGCAGCGUCAAGUCCACGCGAUGUCCGUCGCCGUCGGCGGCAGCAUGACGCCGGCAGCGGCGGUUACAGCCAUGGUGCCACCAGUGCCGGUCGCCGCCGCUGCUCCAGGUGUAAUCCAAGUCCAGCCGGGGAUGGUUCUUGGCUCGCCGCCUCCGAUGAUCCCGUUCACGCCCAUUGUUCCUACAGUGAUGAUGCCCGCACCAUUGGUGUGUCGAGCAACUCCAAGCGUAGCAGGUCACGGUGGUUGUCGUCAUGGCAACGGUAACAACAGGCGCGUAAGAAAAGCUACUGCCAGCCAGCGAGGCUUAAUAUAGCCCAGCACGUUGGGAGUACCGGACACAUAAACCAGGCAGCGACACUGGGCUGAGAUCGAUAUUAGGACGAAUUGGGCCUUUAUUCGUCACGCGAGGGCCCAUAUCUGACUUUGAGUUCAUCUUCUUCAUCUUUUUUGCGGGAGGUUUUUUUUUGGAGGCUGAAAGGGUUCAUCUUUCAGCCAUGAAAGGGAGAGGAUCAUAAAGGAAGUGUUGUCUGGAACCCGUGUGUGGCUGUCGAAUCCACCUCCACGCGUUUGUAUCCCAUGUUAAUCUUAAACUUUAAAUAAAGGGAAAUAACUCGCUGAAAUAAA
Molecule: messenger RNA, 1226 nt
Organism: Triticum aestivum (bread wheat)
Lineage: Eukaryota; Viridiplantae; Streptophyta; Magnoliopsida; Poales; Poaceae
Product: transcription factor PIF3-like
Exons: 5
Coding region: 49-915 (288 amino acids)
Cellular component (GO): nucleus
Molecular function (GO): protein dimerization activity
Source: RefSeq, a predicted model, not a curated record